AUGUCUGCUUCAAAGUAUGGAUCCACGAAUGGGCAACCUUCCACCUCUAGUAACAAUCAACUGAGUGUACCGGAACCCUACCAGCCCCGAUACAGCUCCAGGUACGAAGAAUCCAAGAAAGUUCCAAGGAAAUAUAAAGACUAUGAGGAGUUUUUGAACACUCAGAAUUUACUUGAGUCAGGAGAUGGAACCUGUGUCAUUGAUGAGACAGUAUCAAGGGACCUGGGAGACGCCGUCUGUCGUACAAUUUGCGAGGAAGGUUCUGAACUACCAUCCCCAAUUUUAAGCUUUGUGAGUGCUCAUAAACUCUACUUUACUCUAGGGGCUGUCAUAAUUCUUGUCAUUCUUAGCAUAAUCUUAUAUUGCACAGGGAAUGGUGACAUCGUUGUCAUACUUUGGUAUAAGAUUCUUUGCGCACUUGGGCUUAUUGAUUGUCGGUCAGAUAGUCAGUCGCGUCGAUAG
Messenger RNA from Ogataea angusta, 462 nucleotides. RefSeq lists its product as uncharacterized. The coding region runs from base 1 to 462 and encodes 153 amino acids. The record is from RefSeq and is a predicted model, not a curated record. The transcript has a single exon. Lineage: Eukaryota; Fungi; Ascomycota; Pichiomycetes; Pichiales; Pichiaceae.